Messenger RNA from Aethalodelphis obliquidens (Pacific white-sided dolphin), 2787 nucleotides. RefSeq names its product cyclin dependent kinase 10 (gene CDK10). Gene Ontology annotation, cellular component: nucleus. NCBI's taxonomy places the organism in Eukaryota, Metazoa, Chordata, Mammalia, Artiodactyla, Delphinidae. Gene Ontology annotation, biological process: protein phosphorylation; regulation of mitotic cell cycle. The coding region runs from base 1698 to 2651 and encodes 317 amino acids. The transcript is spliced from 12 exons. The record is from RefSeq and is a predicted model, not a curated record. Gene Ontology annotation, molecular function: ATP binding; cyclin-dependent protein serine/threonine kinase activity.
GCGUUGGGUGGUUUCUCCAAGGUAGACGGCUCGUGCAGGGGCAGGUGUGAACCCUGGCGGCGGAUUGUUUUAAACACUUGCUGGUGCUCUGAGAGGCCGCCUCAGUGCCCAGUAAGGAUCCUAACAUACUGGCUGAGUGAGCGCAGGACCCCCCCUUGAGCCGUCCGCCGCCGUCGUUCAUCACCGAGACACGCAGCAGCUGCUCUCAGUGGGGAGUUAAGACAUACCCGGACGAGGACAGUGCACAAUAGUAGGUGCUGUGAGACGAAAGUGUCGGGAUUUUUCAGAGAAAGAAUGCUUUCAGCUGGGAGCCAGGAAGCAGUUUUGCAAAGCGGUAGCAUUUCUGCUGGGCGGGUAAGUGUGAGUGCGUUUUGGACACGCAGAGACGAGGAGGGUUCUUGCCAGUCCUGGGCAGCAGCAGGAGCAAAGUCCCGCGAAGCACAGCGCACAAGAAGCACCAGGGGGUCACGGGAGAGAGAGGACAACUAGGUUGAGCUGAAACCGUGGAAGGGCUUCAGUACAGGCCAGGUGACUCUGACUCCGUUCCCCAGGAUGGCGGGCAAGAUACAUAGAGGCAGGGAGUCCAAAGAAGGUCUCUUAGAACUUGAACCUUGCCGCACGUGCUUCUCCGACCCAAGGGGAGGUGCUCAUUGAUUCUGCUACAACUGACGGUGUAUUAGGGUACAGGCUCUCUGCUAGAAUAUGGAGACCCCAAAAUACAGUGGCGUAAGUACAGGACUUUACUUCUGGCUCCCCUAACGCCUCACAGGUGGGCCAGGCACUCAGGUUUUCUCUUUGCUUCACCUGUGCCCCACCCAAAUCCCAGCCUGCCUCAAGGGGCAGGAAGGCGUGAGCAGCAAGCAGCCCCCUUUGAUCAAAAAGUUGCACUUGUCCCUUCUGCCCGCAUCCCAUUGGCCAGGAUUUAGUCACAUGGUCACACCCAGCUGCAAGGGAGGCUGGGAACUGUGGCCACCAGCUGGGUGGCUAUGUGCCCCUGGGCAGUUUCAUAACCCAAAGGAAGAAGUAACGUGUGGAUGACUGAGACAGUUUUUGCCGCAGAAGUGUUUCCACUGUGCUUGGUAGAUGCUUUGAGAAGUUCUUCAAGCUUUUUCCACGUCCAGAGCUUGCUUGUUUCUUUCUUUCUUUAUUUAUGGCCUCUCCCUGCAGCUUGUGGGAUUUCAGUUCCCCCAGUCAGGGAUUGAAUCCAGGCCCUCGGCACUGAGAGUGCGCAGUUCUAUCCAGUGGACUGCCGGAGAAAACCCCAGAGCAUAAUUUAGAGCGGUGCUGUUCAGGGGACUUUCUGUGAUGGUGGAAAUGUUCUGUUUUCUGAAUCGUCCAGGAUGGUCACCACAGCUGCGUGGGGCCAUCGAGCGCUUCACAUGGCUUAUGCAGCUGAAGAAAUGGACUUCUACUUUCAUUUUAGUUAAUUUUAACCAAAUGUGGCUGGCGGUUCCUCCUUUUGGGCAGCACACAUCUGGACCAUGGAAUUGAAAGGGAGUGGUUAGACCGUCUUUGAUAUCACAUUCAAAGAGGCCAGCAUCAUCACCCCAUUUUCUCACCUGCAAACCCAGCUGGGACGGUGCCGGAGCGUGAAGGAGUUUGAGAAGCUGAACCGCAUUGGGGAAGGCACCUACGGCAUUGUGUACAGGGCCCGGGAUACCCAAACGGAUGAGAUUGUUGCCCUGAAGAAAGUGCGGAUGGACAAGGAGAAGGAUGGGGUCCCCAUCAGCAGCCUUCGAGAGAUCACGCUUCUCCUUCGCCUCCGCCAUCCGAACAUCGUGGAGCUGAAGGAGGUGGUUGUGGGGAACCACCUGGAGAGCAUCUUCCUGGUGAUGGGUUACUGUGAGCAGGACCUGGCCAGCCUUCUGGAGAACAUGCCGACACCCUUCUCUGAGGCGCAGGUCAAGUGCAUCGUGCUGCAGGUGCUCCGGGGCCUCCAGUACUUGCACCGGAACUUCAUCAUCCACAGGGAUCUGAAGGUCUCCAACUUGCUCAUGACGGAUAAGGGCUGCGUGAAGACAGCGGAUUUCGGCCUGGCCCGGGCCUAUGGCAUCCCGCUGAAGCCAAUGACCCCCAAGGUGGUCACCCUCUGGUACCGAGCCCCUGAACUGCUGCUGGGGACCACCACGCAGACCACCAGCAUCGACAUGUGGGCCGUGGGCUGCAUCCUGGCCGAGCUGCUGGCCCAUAAGCCCCUUCUGCCCGGCGCUUCCGAGAUCCACCAGGUGGACCUGAUCGUACAGCUGCUGGGGACACCCAGUGAGAACAUCUGGCCGGGCUUCUCCCAGCUGCCACUGGUGAGCCAGUACAGUCUGAGGAAGCAGCCCUACAACAACCUGAAGCACAAGUUCCCGUGGCUCUCGGAGGCCGGCCUGCGCCUGCUGAACCUUCUCUUCAUGUACGACCCCAAGAAAAGGGCGACGGCCGGUGACUGCCUGGAGAGCUCCUACUUCAAGGAGAAGCCCCUGCGUGAGUCUCCCCCACCCCCUGGCCGGCGCUUGGCUGGGGGUCCCUGUCCGGGCCGGGGCCGCUGUUGGGCAGGUGGGCAGUGGGGCCCGAGCAGGCACGGGCUGCUCGUGCCGCAGGAACCGUGUGCAGGGCCAGGAGGGGAGCAGAGGGAGGCGUGGGGGGCCCUCCCCACCCGGCGCUGAGCAGCCCCCUCCCUGCAGCCUGCGAGCCGGAGCUCAUGCCCACUUUCCCCCACCACCGCAACAAGCGUGCUGCCCCGGCCACAUCCUCAGGCGCUGAGAGCCAGAGCCGGCGCUGCAAGCCCUGAGGGCGGGGGCC